Fusarium keratoplasticum is the source of this 1629-nucleotide messenger RNA. RefSeq lists its product as uncharacterized. Gene Ontology annotation, molecular function: RNA binding; ribosome binding; translation elongation factor activity. The record is from RefSeq and is a predicted model, not a curated record. Bases 1 to 1629 code for a protein of 542 amino acids. Gene Ontology annotation, biological process: positive regulation of translational elongation. Lineage: Eukaryota; Fungi; Ascomycota; Sordariomycetes; Hypocreales; Nectriaceae. The transcript has 4 exons.
AUGAGCUCUCCGAGCUCUGCUGGCCACUUCGCAAACCUGGACUUUGAGGCUCGCGUCCCCGUCCCCUUCAGCAUCUUCCCAUCGACAUAUCGGGAAAGCGAAUCCCACACCCAGACCGUCACCGAAACCCACGAAGAGGUUGAGAUCAAACCCCAACAGCCACAAGCCGGACGGGAAGGUCAAUACUCUUCUGUCUCCGUCACCGCCGAACAGGUUCCUCCCCGCGAAGAACGGUACAGCGAAGAAGAGGUCCGUAUUACGCGUGAAGAAGAACGUUACCGCCGUCCCGGUGUCCAGAAAUUCGAGCAAGAGCAGUUUACUAUCCGCGAAGAGCACCGACGACCUGAACCUCCUUCCGAAUACACUACUUCUCACGUUCACGUAGAGACCGACACCCACCGUCAUCCCUACUACUCCACCCCCAUUGACCUUGCUGAGCGAGAAUACCGCCAGCGCUACCGCCCCAGCACCGCCUUUUCCACUGUAGACCCUCCUUCUCGUCCUCAGUACCAAACACAAGACACCUUCCAGGUCUCCAACUACACCGUCGAAGGCCGUCCCGCUCCCCAAUACCACUCCUCCGAGAAGACUGAGAUCAACAACUUUACUGUUGAAGGACGCUCCUCUCACCCCCAAUACCACGAGAAGACCACCGAGAUCAACAACUUCACCGUUGACGCUCGAUCUUCCCGACCUCAAUACCACUCCGCUGAGAAGACUGAAAUCAACAACUUUACUGUUGACGCCGGAUCCUCUCGCCCCCAGUACAACACCACCGAGAAGACUGAAAUCAACAACUUCACCGUUGACGGACGAUCUUCCCGACCCCAGUACAACUGUACCGAGAAGACCGAGAUCAACAACUUCACUGUUGAUACCCCUUCUUCCCGCCCCCAGUACAACACCGCCAAGUCUACCCACGUCAACGAGUUCACCGUUGACACCCCUGUCUCUCGUCCCUCAUACAAGAAGGACGUGAAGUUCGCCGAAGAAACCGUUGAGACUACCAAGGUUACCAAAGACAACAAAUCCAAGAUGGGUUACUACGACGAGGACGCAGGUCACUACCACUCCUUCCGCUCCGGCCUUCACAAGCUGGGCGACCGCAUCGCCCACCCCGGACGCCGUGAGGUCGAGUGCGAGGCCCCCCGCCCCCGUCCCGGUGACUCUGCCGAGGCUUACCUCCCCAACACCGUGACCAUCCCCUGCCACCACGUCCGCCUGGGCGACUUCCUCGUCCUCCAGGGCCGCCCCUGCCAGGUCAUCCGCAUUUCCACCUCCUCUGCCACCGGCCAGUACCGCUACCUUGGUGUCGACCUCUUCACCAAGCAGCUCCACGAGGAGUCCUCUUUCGUCUCCAACCCCGCCCCCAGCGUUGUCGUUCAGACCAUGCUCGGCCCUGUCUUCAAGCAGUACCGUGUCCUCGACAUGCAGGAGGGCCAGAUCGUCGCCAUGACCGAGACCGGCGACGUCAAGCAGGGUCUCCCCGUCAUUGACCAGUCCAACCUCUACGCCCGUCUCAGCCAGGCUUUCGAGUCCGGCCGCGGCUCCGUCCGUGUCCUCGUCCUCAACGACGGUGGCCGCGAGCUCGCUGUCGACAUGAAGGUCAUCCACGGCUCCCGCCUGUAA